GAGAGGUCACGGCGUGAGGCCGCCGCCACAGUCGCCGCGAGGUCGGAGCGCCGGGCUGCACCAUGGCCUACUGCCGGCAGGAAGGGAAGGAUCGAAUCAUAUUUGUGACCAAAGAAGACCAUGAAACUCCAAGCAGUGCGGAGCUGGUGGCCGAUGACCCCAAUGAUCCUUACGAGGAGCACGGACUGAUCCUACCCAACGGAGACAUCAACUGGAACUGCCCGUGCCUGGGGGGCAUGGCCAGCGGCCCGUGUGGGGAACAGUUCAAGGCGGCCUUUUCCUGCUUCCACUACAGCACAGAGGAUGUCAAGGGGUCGGACUGUAUAGACCAGUUCCGGGCCAUGCAGGAGUGCAUGCAGAAGUACCCGGACCUCUAUCCCCAGGAGGAGGAGGAGAAGCCAGCGGAUCAAUUAGAGGAAACGGCUGUCUCUGAAGCCACCACAACCAAAGAAGAGGAGGGGUCUAGCUAAUGAGGGCCCUGGGCACUGGGCUCCAGCCUCCUUCAGAGAGGAUGAACCUCUCCAAGAAAGUAUCUUUCCCUCUGUAGUUCUGUGCACUGUAAUGUACAAAAUAACUUAUUGAGUUGAUCAGGGGUCUUGGCCCCUUGACAUGUACACUGAAAUAUGGGUUGUAUGUAUGUGUGUCUCACAUAACCUGUCAGUGAAUGUAGCUGCCACUUUUUUUUUUUUUUUGCGGUACGCG
Molecule: messenger RNA, 702 nt
Organism: Mesoplodon densirostris (Blainville's beaked whale)
Lineage: Eukaryota; Metazoa; Chordata; Mammalia; Artiodactyla; Ziphiidae
Product: mitochondrial intermembrane space import and assembly protein 40
Exons: 1
Coding region: 63-470 (135 amino acids)
Biological process (GO): protein import into mitochondrial intermembrane space
Cellular component (GO): mitochondrial intermembrane space
Molecular function (GO): protein-disulfide reductase activity
Source: RefSeq, a predicted model, not a curated record